Heteronotia binoei (common prickly gecko) is the source of this 3404-nucleotide messenger RNA. RefSeq names its product transmembrane protein 62 (gene TMEM62). The transcript has 14 exons. The coding region runs from base 191 to 2131 and encodes 646 amino acids. Gene Ontology annotation, molecular function: hydrolase activity. Lineage: Eukaryota; Metazoa; Chordata; Lepidosauria; Squamata; Gekkonidae. The record is from RefSeq and is a predicted model, not a curated record.
GCCGCCUACUGGACUACCUGCUCUAAAAGGCAAGUUGGUCCUCCGGGAAGACAUAGAGAUGGGAAACAGAAAGCUCGAUGGAUUCUCAUGGCAGUGUAGCGGUCCGCCUUCUGGUUUACACGCGGAAGCAAAUAUCGAAGUUAGCGAAGGUUGGCAGAGGCGGUGACAGUUAGUUCCCGAAGGCGGGUGGAUGCUUCCCAGCCCGGCGAGAAUGCUGAAGGUGGCGGCUGGGCUGGUCGCGGCCGCUCUGGUCGCGCUGCUACUGGACUGGUACAGCCCCUCGGCCUCGGGACCCCCGCAAAAGCUUCUCCAAGCCCGCACCUUUGCCCUCGAGCCGGUGCCAGGCGCUGAGGCAAACAAUCUCUUCUGGCUAGUUCAGGUAUCAGAUCUACAUAUCAGUAAGUUUAGGGAUCCCGCUCGAUCUCCUGAUUUUGAAAAAUUCUGUACUGAAACCAUUAAUAUACUUCAACCAGCUCUUGUUUUAGUAACAGGUGACUUGACUGAUGCCAAAACAAAGGAUAACAUUGGGUCUGAUCAGGUAGAAGUGGAGUGGCAAACUUACCAGACAAUCCUGAAGAGGUCUAAGGUCAUGGAAAAAACCAAAUGGAUCGACAUUAAAGGGAAUCAUGAUUCGUUCAACAUUCCAAGUCUGGACAGUGUCAAGAAUUACUAUAGGAAAUACUCUGCAUGGCAUAAGGAUGGCUCCUUCCAUUACAUCCACCACACAUCUUUUGGCAAAUACUUUUUUAUCUGUGCUGAUGCAACCCUUGUUCCAGGUCCCAAAAGACCCUACAAUUUCUUUGGAAUUUUAAAAGCGAAUCAAAUGGAAGAGCUGUCUUUGCUGGCUACAGAAAGUCAUGACAGUAACCACACCAUCUGGUUUGGUCACUAUCCCACUUCAACAAUUAUCUCUCCAUCACCAGGAAUACGGAUGAUUAUGAGAUCCGCUACAGCCUAUUUGUGUGGACACCUCCAUACACUGGGUGGUCUGAUGCCAGUCCUACAUACUCAGCACCAUCAUGGCACUCUAGAACUGGAGCUGGGAGACUGGAAAGAUAAUCGAAAGUUCAGGAUUCUUGCUUUUGAUCAUGAUCUCUUCAGUUUUGCGGACCUGAAUUUUGAGGAAUGGCCUGUAGUUCUUGUCACCAAUCCCAAGCCAUCCCUUUAUAGUAGCUCUGCUCAUGAACCUCUACAGAGAAUCCUUCAUUCUACCCACAUCAGAAUUUUGGCCUUCUCUCCUUCUCCUAUCAAGUUUGUCAAGGUCAGUAUUGACGGCAUCCAUCUUGGUGAGGCUCUUCAGGUGUCUGGACAUCUCUAUGUACUGAGAUGGAACCCCCAAAGCUACAGUCAAGGAUUUCAUCAAAUAAAUGUGACAGUUCAGGAUGGCAGUGGUAAGAGUAUUACUCAGCAUCAUCCAUUUGCUAUGGAAGAAAACCUUUCUCUUAAGUUUGGCCUCUUAUCAUCUUGGAUUCUUCUUGCUGAUCACUAUAUAUGGGUUCGAGUAGUAUUUGCACUAAUGGUUAUAAUCCAGAUUGCCUUUCUGAUUAUUUUCCGGUAUUUAGGAAGGCCAUCACUCAAAGGGCCUCUCACCAGGGCAAGGCAGACCUCUCUUUCACUUCAUAUCCUGAGCAAAACAAACUUCUUCUAUUACUUCUUUUUGCUGCUGAGUUUGUAUACUGUUUUAGGUCCCUGGUUUAUUGGUGAGAUAAUAGAUGGUCACAUGGGUGCCUGCUUUUCUUUUGGGGUAAUAGUGGAUGGCCAUUUCUUUCAAGGCAGUAUAACAUUUCUAGUUGGGAUUUGGCAGGUGAUGUUUUUCAACAUACCUUUGAUGGCAUAUCUAUGUUGGUGCCUGUUUCUGCGUUGCCAGGGAAACUGCUUUGGCUCUCACUUGUAUAAUGUUAAGCGGUGUUAUGCUGUGCCUGUCCACCUAACCAUGGUGCUCCUAUUUUCCUGGCAAGUCUACUCCUGCUUUUUUCUGCUGCAGACCUAUGGAGCUAUGGCUUUCUUCUUGUCUCCACUGAGGACUUGGAUUGUAGGUCUAACUCUAUUUGUGGUCUAUAGAAGCUGGACAAUGAACUCUUCUACUCUGAGAACUUUUAUUGUGCAAAUGAAGAACCAACAAAGUUCUUAAUGGUUCAUUUUCAGGGAGAUUAAGUACAGUUUCACUUAAACUGUUAAAUGAAGAAGCUGUUAAACAAAAAUGUCCAUGCAAUUUGAAUAAAUGAAUGUAAAGGUUUGGAGAUUAUCCCCCUUACAAUGCCUGCCUCAGGAGUUGAUUGUAUUUGUUGAUGGAAUUUUGUUUUGAAUUGCUGUUACAUAAUGCUAAAUGAAGUUCCGGAAUAAAGCUUGAUCCUGGAUUGUGAUGGUUUCUGUUUUUCUGUUUAUAGAGUGCUGCUGUACAUAUAAAUCCAGAAGCACUUGGCAUUUAAUUUUAGACAGUAUGGAGGACAAAGUGGUCAGUAAUAAUAAGCAUGCCUGCAAUCUAACAUUGUAAAUUUGGUAUAUCACCCCCCCCUUCAGAACAGUAGAUACCUCCCACCAGCAAUGGAAAAUUGUUUUGAAAUGCAGUUUCCAGAAUGAUUGCUAUAUAGGAAAACACGAGUCCAGUUCUCACAGGGUAUGCCGUUAUUUGCACAGUUCUCUGUCUUGUGGUCUGUCUUAAAUGUCUUACGCUGUUAAAUUUUUAUUUCUCAAAUGUUUCCAAUCACUGACUGGCAGGGAUGAAAGUAAUUUAAGUUUCCUACUGGAACAGUCUCUGUAUGGGAGGCUUGAAGCAGAUACCAGUACUCUAUAGUGGCCUGUUCCAGUAUACUUUUAUCCCUGGUGACUUCCAAGUUGUGGAGUGUGCCAUAUAUCAAUUCAUUACUAUAAGAAGAUAACAUUACUUUUAUAGAGCCUUGUUUUUGUAGUAUGGUAACAGAACGGGAUGCUGUGUGUGCAUACAAAAAAAGGCACCUAAUAUCACGUUUUCCUGUUCUGUAGCAAGUAUUACACUGUACUUCAUGCCAGUCCACGUUACCUCUAGGGUUCAGUCCAGUGUUAACCCUCAAGCCCAUUUCAGGAAGUACAUGAUAGAAUGAUCUAUUCUGCAACUAAAGUUACACCUAUAAUUCUUUGGAUGAAAUCCCUAGAGCAUGUACUCUGUGUCCAAUAGUUUACAGAAGCAAUCCUUUCCACAUAUAGAAUACUAUGUAUGACUGGCCCUGCGUAUGUUGUAUGUGAGUACACCUCAACCUUUUCCCCUAAAAGUGAGUGUUCUGAGACAUGUUAAUAUAUGUUCCUUUAAUUCACAUCUAUGUACAAGCUCUUGUUGUAUUUGCACAAAUUACUGCUAUUUUUACCAAAAUAUAAUUGCUGGAUGUAAUUUGAAAAAAAAAUAAUAAUAAAGUUUUGUGUGAUUUUUA